This is a messenger RNA of Sitophilus oryzae (rice weevil), 1251 nucleotides long. RefSeq names its product quinone oxidoreductase-like protein 2. NCBI's taxonomy places the organism in Eukaryota, Metazoa, Arthropoda, Insecta, Coleoptera, Curculionidae. The transcript is spliced from 4 exons. Bases 84 to 1136 code for a protein of 350 amino acids. Gene Ontology annotation, cellular component: mitochondrion. The record is from RefSeq and is a predicted model, not a curated record. Gene Ontology annotation, molecular function: oxidoreductase activity.
AAAUGAAAUGAGGUUAUGAAGAUUUGUUGUGUAGCGGUUUUAAGUUGAAUUUUAUUUAAUUUAUUUAAAAAUAUAGAAUUAAUAUGAAUAAAGUUUUCGUUCGAGCGUUGAAUAACUUAUGUAGACAGGAACUGUCCAAGUCCCUUACUCAAGCAACAAGGUACGCUAGCACUUUUAAAGCUGCUGUAAUUAAAGAACAAGCACAACCUUUGGAAAUUGUGGAAAAAACCCAAAGGAAGUUAAAACCUACUGAAGUUCGCGUAGAAGUAAAUUAUUGCAGUGUAAACUCCGUAGACUGUUACAAGUUUAGAAAAGGUGGAGGCGAAUUGCCUUUUGUACCAGGCUAUGAACUAUCUGGUGAAGUGCUAGAAGUUGGUAAGGAUGUAAAAGCAGAUCAGAUUAAUGUGGGAGAAAAAGUAGUAGGGCUUAAUUUGGAAUCUUUUGGAGGUCUUGCACAACAAUGCAUACUUGACAUAGAUGAUGUAUUUAGAAUACCAUCCGAAGUAUCCAGAAAAGAUGCUGCUGUUAUUGCCUACGGUCACUCAACAGCACUAUACACUUUUUCCAAACUAACAAACAUAAAAGAAAAAUCUAAAGUUGUAAUUUCCACUGGUCCUGCUGGUAUGGGUUUAGCUGCUGUUGAUGUAGCCGCUAACAUUUACAAAGCUGAGGUAAUUGGAGUUGUAGAUACAGAAGAAAGGGGUGAACUUGUUAGAGAGAGAGGAGCAUUUACUACAGUGCAUUUCUCACCAAAGAUGACAAAAGAAAUUUUAAAGAAAACUGAUAAUAAAGGAGCUCCUACAGUUUACGAUGCUGCUGGUGAAGAUAUGAUGCAAAUUAUUGGAAAUUGUGUUGCUGUAGGUGGAAAGACUUUCUAUGCUUCGCCGUUUUUCUUUACUACAAUACCAGCCCCCGUACCGCACUCUUUUUCUAGUAUAGUCAGUUUAAAAAUCCUUAGAACUCAAAACAAACAUUUGUAUAAGACUAUCGUAAAUGAUACAUUGGAAUUAGCCAAUGAAUCCUUGAUAGGAGCGCACAUAAGUGCAGAGUUUUCAUUAGACAAAAUAAACGAUGCGAUUAAAUUUAUAGAAGAUAAAAAAUGUACUGGCAAAGUUCUGAUUAAGAUUGAUGAUUAAAUUUAUUAAGUAUUAAAAUAGAGAGAAUGUGAUAUUGUAAUAAAGAUAGGUAUUUAACUGUUUGUUUUGUGUUUAUUCGAAAGGUAUUUAUUUUCAAUAAAACUGCUGAUAUUUC